Messenger RNA from Ascochyta rabiei, 1665 nucleotides. RefSeq lists its product as uncharacterized. Bases 1 to 1665 code for a protein of 554 amino acids. Gene Ontology annotation, biological process: protein phosphorylation. The record is from RefSeq and is a predicted model, not a curated record. Lineage: Eukaryota; Fungi; Ascomycota; Dothideomycetes; Pleosporales; Didymellaceae. Gene Ontology annotation, molecular function: protein serine/threonine kinase activity; ATP binding. The transcript has a single exon. Gene Ontology annotation, cellular component: cytoplasm.
AUGUCAAGAUGUGUGCUGAUUGCGCUAAGACACUGUAUAGAGGUACAAUGUAUAUACGGACGCUGCAUCUCCAGUUCACUGUACACCUCUCCAGCGCUGCCAUGUAUAGACACAGUGUUUGCUUGCAACAGCACUCCUUCUGCAAUCCUGGGUGUACAGCUACAAAACCUCCCCAAACGCUGGUCCUCUGCACGCCGAUCAAACCAAACCAACUCAAACCACACCAGAGAACAGACUGUGUCUGGUGUACAUUCCUUUCUUCUCCUUCUUUCUCGUUUGAAACUGUAUCUGGCGUACACUUCUUUGUUCUCUUUCCUACUCGUUUGCUUCUGCCGUGCCUCUACCCAGCCAGCCAUGGAAGCCCACGUUGAAGAAACAAUCACCCAGCACCUCCAGGACUCGGAGGCCUUUGAGUGCUUCUUCGCCCUCGACAGCACGCUGGGCUCAGGCAGCGACGGCCAAGUCCUGGGCUACGAGCACCUCUCCACGCGUCAAAUCAUCGCAGUCAAGAUCCCCCAUGCGGACCGCUACUGGACGUCCGACGCCAUCAAGAAGGAAGCCAAGGUCCUGGUCGAUCUUGCAAAGUACGGUAGGCAUCGGAACAUAGCGCAUAUCCUUGCCUACCAGCCGGACUUUGGAGACACCUUCUGUCCCGCCAUUUUCUCUGAAUGCGCCGAUUUUGGAAAUCUCAUCGACUACCGCGGCGCCUGGCGCGAGCAGGAGGGUAUGUGUGGCCGGCCGUAUGGGAUUGCAGAAGCGACGGUGUGGAAGUUAUUCAGAGACAUGAUUCUCGCGCUGGACCAUCUGCACAACAAGUGCGGCUUCAUCCACCGCGACGUCAAGUCGGACAACAUCCUCGUCACCGCGCCACUGGGCUACAACGACGAUGAUUCGGUCCCCACAGUGCCCGUCUUCAAGCUCUGCGACUUCUCCCGCGCAAUUCUCUAUCCCUCCAAAGACGGUGAAAUCCGCCCCUGGGCCGGCACACUCGACUACGCGCCCCCGCCCACGGAGCGCCACGAGAAGGAACCUGCGCGCCCGGCGGGCGAUAUGUGGUCUCUGGGCGCGACGCUGCAGGAAUUCGCCCUGGGCAUCUGCCCGCUGCAGUCGCGGAACGCCAUGGUAGCCAAGCUGAACCGGCGCGAGCAACCCCAUCCAAACCUCCACGGCGAUGAAGAACUAUGGGCGCAGAGCGUCUGGCGCGACAAGUUCUGCGCCACCUACCGCCCGCUGGACCUCCCAGCCAGCGAACUCAUGCAGCGGUGGGACAUCCCCAAACCCAUAUCUGCGAGCUUCAGGCCGUUCAGUGCUACGCUGAAUGGGUGGUAUGCGAAGCUGUGGGAGAUGAAUCGGCAACUGCGGGUUACUUCUCAGUCGCUGGUCAAGGAUCUAGUCCCGCUCAUCGACGGGUACAUCAGUGGAGAGGAGAAGAGGAAGAGGAAGAAAGACAAGGUGGGAGAGAAGAUGCGCCAUUCAGAUAGCGUACUGGAAACGCAGACCGUGACGCUGCCAGUGACGCCGCCUCGAACUGAUUCUGGUAAUGAAGAUGCCGCGCAGAUUACUGCUGGCGCGCGGGAGAUGGGUGGAAUGCCUAGCUACGAGGGGAAUGACUAUCCUCCGCUGUCGUCUCAAACUGCAUCUGCCCAUAAGGAUGCUGUGCGCUAG